GAUGGCGAAGUGUAAAACCGACUGCAUCGAAAGGCCUCUGUCUCUGGCCUUUCAAAAGCUUGGUAGUGUUGUUGGUAGAUAUCCAUAUGUGUUUCUUUUAUUACCUUUAUGUGCAGCUGCUGCCCUUGGAGCUGGUUUUAUCUUUCUUCAGGAGAGGGAGGCAAAUGAUAUUGAAGAGCAGUUCACGCCCGUCAAUGGACCUGCCAAGCUGGAGAGGGCGAUUGUGGAGAAAAAUUUCCCACCGUCUGAAGAGUUUUCUCAGUUACGGCUCACGUCCGACGGCACCUAUGCCUCUUUGAUCAUCACAGGCUUGCAUGGAGAAAAUGUAUUAACCGAAGCAGCCUUUAACGACAUUUUAGAGUUAGACAGACAAGUGAAAAAUAUAUCGACAGGAAACACUUUUGAAAAUCUUUGUGCCAAAACAAAGGGAAACUGCAUGUCAAAUCUAAUUUUAGACAUUAUAAAUUACAAUGCUACUGAAAUCAUUUCUUCAGCCAUAACUUAUCCGAUGAAUAACGGCACGUUUUUGGGACCAAGUAUUGGCGGUGUAGAGCUAAAGCCGGAUAGCUCAGAGAUAUCCAGUGCAAAAGCAGUCCGGCUUUUUUAUUUCCUAGACCAGGAGAAAACAAUGGAAAACUCUGAAUGGCUUGAUGGCUUUCUAAAACUCCUCUCAAGCUAUACAAAACAGAAAACGGUCCAUGUGUCUUAUUUUACAUCGAUAUCAAGACAGCAUGAGUUUGAGAACAAUUCCGACUCUGUGAUCCCCCUCUUCUCUGUUACGUAUUUCCUGGCCAUUACCAUUUCAAUUCUGUCUUGUCUGAGGUUAGACUGUGUCAGGACGAAGGUGUGGGUGGCCGCAUUCGGCGUCGUUUCCGCCGGCUUGGCGGUGUUGGCCAGCUUCGGACUGCUGCUGUUCUGUGGGAUGCCGUUCGCCAUGACCGUGGCCACAGCCCCCUUUCUGAUUCUCGGUGUCGGUGUUGAUGACAUGUUCAUAAUGAUCUCCUGCUGGCAGAAGACUGAAGUUGAUAAAGCCUUUGAGCUUCGCCUAGCAGAAACGUAUAAGGAGGCCGGCGUGUCCAUCACGAUCACCACCCUGACGGAUGUGCUGGCUUUCUACAUCGGCCUGCUGACGCCGUUCCGCUCGGUUCAGUCUUUCUGCAUGUACACCAGCACAGCCCUUCUGUUCUGCUACAUCUUCAACAUCACCUUCUUCGGCGCGUGUCUCGCGUUCAAUGGGAGACGAGAGAGAAGCAACAGACACUGGCUGACCUGCAUGAGAGUCCCAGAAGCCAGUGGUGAUGGUAAAGGUUGUUGUGUUGGUGGAGCUUUUGAUGAAAACACACGUAAGGAGUUUGAAAUGCCAGUGGAUUCAUUCUUUAAAAACUAUUACGGCCCUUUUCUGACAAGAGUGUGGGUUAAGGUGCUUGUGUGUCUGAUCUAUGCCGGGUAUUUGGCGGUCAGUAUCUACGGCUGCUUCCAAAUACAGGAAGGUCUAGAUCUCAAACAUUUAGCAGCAGACGGCUCAUAUGUUGGUGACUACUAUGACAAUGAGGAUGAAUUCUUCUCUGAUUUUGGUCCCAAUGUCAUGUUAGUUAUAAAGGAUGAGCAUUUCCAGUACUGGAACCCAACUGCUCGUAAAAGUCUUGACUCGUGUUUGGAACAUUUUCAAAAUCUGACAAUGGCAGAUCCAGACAUUCCACCUAUUUCUUGGCUUCAUGUAUACGUGCAGUUUGGGCUAAAUGCUGGUUUUGAUGUAGACAAUGAAGCACAAUUCAAAAGCCAUUUAACUGCAUUUCUUAAUUAUUCUGGCUUUAGUCAAGAUGUUAAUUUCACUAACAAUCACAUUCAUGCAUCGCGUAUGUUCGUUCAGACAGUGGACAUCCGGACAGCGAUCGAUGAGAAGAACAUGCUGAAUGCAUUUAGAGAAAUCGCAGGCGAAUGUGGGAAGUUGCAGACGCCUGUCGAUCUGAUUGUGUACCACCCCGCGUUCAUCUAUUUUGACCAAUAUGCCGUCAUCAUCACUAAUACAGUGCAAAAUAUAGUAGUUGCUACAUGUGCGAUGUUAGUCAUUUCACUCCUGCUGAUCCCAAACCCGCUCUGCUCUCUCUGGGUGACGUUUGCCAUCGCAUCUGUCAUUGUGGGAGUGGCCGGUUUCAUGGCUUUAUGGGAUGUUAGUUUAGACUCUGUAUCUAUGAUUAAUCUUGUUAUCUGUAUCGGGUUUUCCGUGGACUUCUCUGCUCACAUAUCCUAUGCUUUUGUGUCAAGUGAAGAAUCCUCAGUGAAUGAUAAAGCCACGGAUGCCAUCACUAAACUGGGCUAUCCCAUCGUUCAGGGAGCUGUGUCCACUAUCGCAGGUGUGGUGGUGCUCGCGGCUGCUAAAAGUUACAUCUUCAGGACCUUCUUCAAAAUCAUGUUCUUAGUCAUUCUGUUUGGGGCCGUCCAUGGCAUCACAUUCAUACCUGUGUUCCUGACCUUCCUCGGCACUUGCGGCCAGACAUGUAGUAACAGUCGUGAUGAGAAUGAAGAAAAUCUGCGCAGAGGCACAAAUGAACCACAAGCAGGAACUGAUAUGAGUAAUUCAUACACCAGACAAGUGGAAGCUCAUAUAGAUCCUGACUGUUACUGAGCUGGUCGUCUGGAGUUCAGUCUUCAUACUAUGUUUUUACAGCUUGUUUGGUUUGUGUUAUUGCUGCUGUGCAAAUGAUCUGUUUCAUGAAUGAAAUUCACUUGAUAAAGAGCUUUACAUUUUAUUCUAAGAAGGUAAAAUAAAGAACAUUUUUCAGAACCUAUUCAUGCAUUAGUAUGUGUAGAAAAUACUUUCAUUAACCUUGACUAAUAAAUGCUGUUAAUUCAUGAUUCCUAAUGCAUUAACUAAUGUUAUUGAAUUAAACCUCCUUGUGAAGUGUAACUGAAUUUUUACAGUUUAGCUCUAUUUGUCACUUUGGUUUGAACAUGCAAGAAUAUACUAUAGCAUAUAGCAAGCAUUCUCUUAUGAUAUACAGUAUGUGCACAUCACAUUUUUGAACAUUAUGUGUGUAAUUUGAUAAAGUUGUUUUCUUAUUCUUUACAGCAGUAUGGAAUUAUUUAGCAAACAUUUUCUUUUUCAUGUGUGUUCCUUUCAAUGCAGUUAUAUUCAGUAUUCUUUUUAACACUCACUGUAAACGCAACUGCAUGUGAAGAGUUCAGAU
Messenger RNA from Labeo rohita (rohu), 3188 nucleotides. Its product is annotated as patched domain-containing protein 3. The record is from RefSeq and is a predicted model, not a curated record. Gene Ontology annotation, cellular component: membrane. NCBI's taxonomy places the organism in Eukaryota, Metazoa, Chordata, Actinopteri, Cypriniformes, Cyprinidae. The transcript has 4 exons. Bases 2 to 2626 code for a protein of 874 amino acids.